Messenger RNA from Photinus pyralis (common eastern firefly), 830 nucleotides. RefSeq lists its product as uncharacterized. The transcript has 3 exons. Bases 140 to 814 code for a protein of 224 amino acids. The record is from RefSeq and is a predicted model, not a curated record. NCBI's taxonomy places the organism in Eukaryota, Metazoa, Arthropoda, Insecta, Coleoptera, Lampyridae.
AAACCCGAGUUUUCUUUCUAAAGUCAUCGACCAAUAAUAUAUGUUUUGAUACUAACAGUUCUUCAGUUAUUAUUGCAGUUCUUUCAAGAUCAGUCCAGGUACCUAUUCAAUUUGCGCGAACCUUAAAAAACGCAUCAGCAUGAAACGUUUCACGAUCACUUGUGUUUGUGUAAUCAGUUUUUUGUUAGUUGACCCAAUUUAUAAUGCUCCCAGUCCCAGACAUAGAAAUAGAGAUCGUUCGUCAACUACGUUUGAUCAAACGCAAUCUGGGGAUUAUAAUGUUCAACUGCAUUUGAAAGACUUUCAUAUUAUUGCCGUACUUGGAGACGACUCCUGGGGAAGUUUAGGCGAUUAUGACUACAAUUACGACUACUCUGAUUUAACUAUCAAACCAAUUGUACCAGCUACAUCCGAACAGCCCCCAGCAUCUUCGAGUGUUUCGCCAGACAUGGAAUCAUCCCCAAACGAUGUAUCAAAUGCAACAAGUACUACGAAAGUAAGCAGUGAGCAACAAUCGAGUACCGAAUCAGUUUUGUCCUCAACUACCCCUAAGCCGAUUGAAACAACGAAAUCUGAACCAAUAACCAAUGUCUCCUUAAUACCAGUGAAAAUCAUAACAGACGGUGAUAGCGAUCAUCCAUUACCACCUGGUGAAAUUCUUCACUACAGAAAGUGCACGGAAGGGUAUUCCAGGGAUGCACAAGGUCGAUGUCGAAAAAUUGUGAGAAAAAGUUCACAACUUCCGUUCGGUAUUACCCGAUUUGCAGCAAGCCUCGCAUCAAAAAUUAGACGAAUAGGAUCAGCAACAUCGUAAAUUGUUGAGCAGUGUA